Messenger RNA from Arabidopsis thaliana (thale cress), 1097 nucleotides. It is a transcript of the gene EXPA17, whose product is annotated as expansin A17. The record is from RefSeq and is marked reviewed. Lineage: Eukaryota; Viridiplantae; Streptophyta; Magnoliopsida; Brassicales; Brassicaceae. Gene Ontology annotation, cellular component: membrane; extracellular region. Bases 88 to 855 code for a protein of 255 amino acids. The transcript has 2 exons. Gene Ontology annotation, biological process: plant-type cell wall organization.
CUAAAGCCUAAGUCUUAUGCAUCCAACAAUCUUCAACUUCUUCUCUAAUCAAAAGUUAAAACACCUAAGAAAUUGAAAGAAAACAAAAUGACGAAGAUUUUCUCUCUAUUGGUCGCAAUGAUCUUCUCCACAAUGUUCUUCAUGAAGAUCAGCUCAGUUUCUGCUGGUUGGUUGCAAGCUCAUGCGACCUUUUAUGGCGGAAGUGAUGCCUCUGGUACAAUGGGUGGAGCUUGUGGUUAUGGAAACCUAUACACAGACGGCUACAAGACAAACACCGCGGCGUUAAGCACGGCCCUGUUCAACGACGGCAAGUCAUGCGGUGGAUGUUACCAAAUCUUGUGUGAUGCAACCAAAGUACCACAAUGGUGUCUUAAAGGCAAAUCAAUCACUAUCACAGCUACAAACUUCUGUCCACCGAACUUUGCUCAGGCAAGCGACAAUGGAGGUUGGUGCAACCCACCGAGACCUCAUUUCGACAUGGCUCAGCCUGCGUUUCUCACCAUCGCUAAGUACAAAGCUGGAAUCGUCCCCAUUCUUUACAAAAAAGUUGGAUGUAGAAGAAGCGGAGGGAUGAGAUUUACAAUAAACGGUAGAAACUAUUUCGAGCUUGUUCUCAUCUCAAACGUAGCAGGAGGGGGUGAGAUCUCUAAAGUUUGGAUCAAAGGAUCUAAGAGCAACAAAUGGGAGACAAUGUCAAGAAAUUGGGGAGCUAAUUAUCAGAGUAAUACUUACCUUAAUGGUCAAUCUCUAUCUUUCAAAGUUCAACUUAGUGAUGGAAGUAUCAAAGCAGCUCUCAACGUUGUUCCUUCGAAUUGGCGGUUUGGUCAGAGCUUCAAGAGCAACGUUAACUUCUAAUAUCAAUAACGGGUUUAGUCCACUUUUGUAUCUUUGUAUUUACUUGCAUUGGGUGUUUUUUUGCUUCCUCUGUUGCAUCAUCAUCGUCUGCGAUAAGCUGCUUGUUUUAUAGCCUUAUUAUAGUCUUGCUUCCAGAGAGUUUAUAAUCUGGAGAAGACUCAAGCAGUGAUGAUUGUAUUUGUACAUUUAAGGAAGAUGUUUACUAUUAUAUAUAAAGGAUGUCUCAAACAACUUACUUUUAA